Molecule: messenger RNA, 3407 nt
Organism: Acanthopagrus latus (yellowfin seabream)
Lineage: Eukaryota; Metazoa; Chordata; Actinopteri; Spariformes; Sparidae
Product: immunoglobulin-like domain-containing receptor 2
Exons: 10
Coding region: 306-2177 (623 amino acids)
Biological process (GO): pancreas development
Cellular component (GO): membrane
Source: RefSeq, a predicted model, not a curated record
ACCGGGCAGACCUCACCACUCUACCCGGUAACCACUACUGCCACACCCGCUGCGGAAGAUUGAAAAAUAACCCUUCUAAAAUAAACUCAAAAAACAACUUCACUUACCUUGUAUUUUAACGAGAUUACCGAGAGGAGUUGUGGCUGUCUCCGAGCCGUGUUUCGCGUCGCGACUCACCUCUGUGAGAAGUGGUACGGUCCCGUUAGUCGCAGCCUGAGUCCUGUUAGCUACAGCAGCAGUUAGCGGACACCGAGAAUCACCAACAUGCGGAUAAAUUGCACUUAAACCUGAAAACGGACUGUAUAAUGAACCUUUACCGGCUGGCUAUAUUACUGGGAGCGACAGUGUGUGUGUGCGAUGGCGUGCACGUCACAGUACGAGAGAAGCAGCGGUUUGCAAUGCUCUUCCAGUCCGUUGUCCUCCCGUGUCAGUACCAGACAUCAUCCACCCAGAACCCGGUGGUGCAGUGGUGGUACAAGUCCUACUGUCGAGACCGCACGCGAGAGUCCUUCACCGUGCCCGAGACUCUGGCCGUCCAGGCCUCUGAGCUGGGCGCCACGUCCCACCUGGAGUGCUCCGACAGCAGCCGCACAGUCCGGGUUGUUGCCUCAGCGCAGGGACAAUCAAUGACGCUGGCUGAGCACUACAAAGGCAGGGACAUCGCCAUCAUAAACAAGGCAGACCUGCGUAUCGGGGAGCUGCAGUGGGGCGACAGUGGAGUGUACUUCUGCAAAGUCGUCAUUGCUGAUGACCUGGAGGGGAAGAACGAGGGCCAGCUGGAGUUACUGGUGCUCGGCAGGACAGGUCAGCAGGACGAUCUCCUACCUGAGUUUGAUGUGGAGAUUAUGCCAGAGUGGGCGUUUGUGGGAUCUGUAGUCCUGGGCAGCAUCUUGUUCCUGUUACUGUUGGGGAUCUGCUGGUGCCAGUGUUGUCCUCACUCCUGCUGCUGCUACGUCCGCUGCUGCUGCUGUCCUGACACCUGCUGCUGUCCACGACACCUAUACGAGGCGGGGAAGAUGGCAAAGAGUGGACCGCCUCCUCAGGUUCCUGUGUAUCCGUACUACAUUCCCAGUGUGCCUGCUGUGGUUUCUGUGGCCCCUUCAUCCAACACAGACCCAAAGAUCAUCUCUAUCCCCUCAGUGGAGAAUAACCUGGCUGGAGUGCGCAGUGGUUAUCGAGUGAAAGCCAGUCCAGACCAGGACUCAAUGAAAGUUCUGUACUACAUAGAGAAGGAGCUGGCUCAGUUUCCAUCUGCCAAGAUGGCUGCACUCAAACCCAGCAGCCUAUCAGAGCUGAGCUCUCUUCACGAUGGAGGAACUACAGACUUCAGACACACCUAUCAGACGGUCCAGAUGAAGGCGCUCCCGCCCAUCGCAGACCUCGACGACCGGUCGGUGCUGAGAGCAGCUCCGCCCACACGCAGUCGAAGGCUCAGACCAGACAGACGCAACCAGUCAGAUGAUGAGCUGGACAGACGGUGGAACUGUAGCUCAGAGCACCUACAGAGGAAGACGUUGAGCAGAAGAGGGCGCACAGGCUCCCUGGACGAGCUGGAGGAUUUCGCCCGGUCUUACGACUCCAGAGGACGUCGGCCCGAGCCUCCAGAGCGGGCCUACGAGCGGGAUUACAGCCCUCCCAGACGUUUCUACAGAGAUGAGGAUGAUGGAUGGAACCGCCGCAGCCCCUCACCUUUACCACAGAAGAGAAGGGACACGUGGGACAGUGACCGCCCCGCCCGACCACCUCAAAGCCAUGGAUACGACGACGCCUACCUCAGCAGUGUGCUGGAAAGCAAAGCGAGGCGGGGAGGAGCCGCUGGCAGGCUGGACGAGGACAGUGACACUCCCUCUAAGGGCAGCUCCAGAGGAAAGGGCAGCAAUAGUUACUACAGCCGGUCUCCUAGCAACCGUCCAGAGGAGGAGGACCCUUUGCCACCGUACUCUGAGUGGGAGGCUGAGCGGUACCGCAGGGCUGAGCCGACUGCGGACAGGUACCGCACCGCAGAACCUCCCAGGUCAGAGCGAUACAGGACCACUGAACCAGCACCGAGGCCUUUCUGUUACACCAGGCCCCACCAGGGGGCGUCCCACACACUGCAGGGGGGCAGAGAGGAGCGAGAGAGAAACAGAAACCUGAGACAGCUCAGUUUCCUGCAUGGGUCAUCUUUCCAGCGGUGAAAUACAUCUUUAAAGGUUUAAGACACUGAUGAGGUAAUUGUUACAUCCCCAGCUGAAUGUAAAUGACACAAAAAUGACUUAAAAAAACUACGAACUACAUAUUUCUGACAUGUUUCAUUUGAUGAUGUACAUCUUAAGCAGGAACAAAAAGGCUCAGGGAGUCUGAAAGUCAUGAGCAUUGUGAUUGAUUUAGAUAUUUUCAUGGUAUUUGUUGACAAUGACAAUAAAAUAGAAUAACAUUAGCUCUGUUUUGACAUUUGAAAAUGUUUUACAGUAUUAUGUACAUAAGUUUACCGUCUUUUGUGCAAUGUACAUACAUGAUUCAUGGUCUUAACACUGAGGCAUUAUAAUAUAGCCCUGAUAUGAUCGUAUCUACGUAAAAGCAACUACAAAGCAUAUUUAUGAUUUAACUCAGAUACGUGCUGUAUAACCUGCCCAUGCUAACAACCAUCACGGUGUUACAGUCUCACAGUCACAACUACUAACUUCAUGAGCUUCUUGAUUUCUGUGAGCCGUAAUAACUCUCAGAGGCUGGACUAACCUUGCAUGCGCAUGACUCUCUUAACAUGUGGCCUCUUGGUGUAUUUCUUUAACAGAGCACUGCACUGAGCAGGGACUCUCUCAUAGUGUGACAAGGUUUGCCAGCCUCGACCCGCACAGCACUGCCAAUCUGUCCACCUAAACCGUCCUGUUGCCACGCAGGAGAGGCUAACUGUUCUGCCAUCAGCCACAUGAAGUCAUCUCUCUGAAAUAACUGCACCGACAAAAAAAAAACAAAACUAACAAACAAAAAAAAAACAGCAUUAGUGGAUGGAGAACGCUGUGCAUAAAGAAGCAUGUGCUGUUGUUUCUGUUAGUACUGGAUGUUUUUCAUUCAUGUGCAUGAAUUCUAGUCUUCAGAUGUUACGUAUGAGGUGUGUGCGUCAGUUUUUACUUGUUGAGUUUGAUGAUAUGAGUGACAGGAUUUACUUACACCAGUGCCAAGAUGUUUUUAUUAUUAUUGUUAUUAUUACUAUUAUUAUUAUCUGCCAAUUCAGAAUGGCCUUUUGUAAUACUCAGCAGUCCUAUGUUUUCUCACAGACAUCAUACUCAAUCAAUUCACUGCCACUCAGGUUCACUUUGUAUUUGUAUGUAUGUCUCAUGUUGAUAUUGUACUGUACCUUGAAUUUGUUUUGUUUUUUUAAUUGCACUGUAUAAAUACUUUUUAAAUAAAAAAAACUCUUAAGUCUU